Aureobasidium vineae is the source of this 1857-nucleotide messenger RNA. NCBI's taxonomy places the organism in Eukaryota, Fungi, Ascomycota, Dothideomycetes, Dothideales, Saccotheciaceae. The record is from the annotation of a GenBank genome assembly.
AUGCACUGGACAAAGGACAUUAUCGCCCUGCGUGCCCAACAGCGCACACUUCAAAUCUUCGACCUAGGCGCAAAGGCCAAGCUCAAGUCGGCCACCAUGAACGAGGACGUUGUCUUCUGGAAGUGGUACAGCGACAAGAGUUUGGGUCUGGUCACAGAGACUAGUGUCUACCACUGGGACAUCUUCGACCCCAGCCAGGCCGCUCCCGUAAAGAUGUUUGACCGCAACUCAAAUCUGGGCUCUCAGAUCAUCAACUACAGAGUCAGCCAUGACGAGAAGUGGAUGGUUGUCGUCUCCAUCUCGUCGGCAGGAGGUCGCGUCGUCGGAAACAUGCAACUCUACUCUCGCGACCGUGGCAUCAGCCAGGCAAUCGAGGGUCAUGCUGCUGCUUUCGGCACAAUUCGCUUGGAGGGCGCACCUGCAGACACAAAGGUCUUCACCUUCUGCAACCGCACUGCCACCGGCGCCAAGCUCCACGUUGUCGAGAUCGACCACCAGCAAGGCAACCCCGUCUUCCCCAAGAGAGCCGUCGACGUCUACUUCCCGCAAGAAGCCGCCAGCGACUUCCCCGUCUCCAUGCAGGUUUCGGAGAAGUACAAGGUCAUUUAUUUGGUGACCAAGUACGGUUUCAUCCACCUGUACGACUUGGAGACCGGCACCGUUAUCUUCAUGAACCGUAUCUCGAGCGAGACAGUCUUCACCACCUGCCCCGACAGCGAGUCUUCCGGUAUUGUCGGAAUUAACCGCAAGGGUCAAGUCCUGUCCGUCAGCCUUGACGAGAACACCGUCAUCCCUUACCUACUGCAGAGUCCCGAGAACGCCGAGCUUGCCUACAAGCUUGCUUCGCGUGGUGGUCUCCCCGGUGCUGACCAGCUCUACCAGCAGAGAUUCGAACAACUCCUGUCCUCCGGUCAAUACGCCGACGCCGCGAAGACCGCUGCCAACUCUCCUAAUGGCUUCCUCCGCACACCUCAAACCAUCGAGCGCUUCAAGGCCCUGCAGGCCCAACCUGGACAACUCUCCGUCAUUCUCCAAUACUUCGGAAUGCUGCUCGACAAGGGCAAGCUCAACCAGCACGAAACUCUCGAGCUAGCCAGACCCGUUCUGCAGCAAAACCGCAAGCACCUUCUUGAAAAGUGGAUGAGCGAGGGCAAGCUUGGUUGCUCCGAGCAGUUGGGUGAUAUCGUUCGUCUGCACGACCUGAACCUGGCUAUGCAAAUCUACAGGGAGGCCGGAUGCCCUCAAAAGGUCAUCGCUGCAAUGGCAGAGUCGGGCAACUUCGACCAAAUUCUUUCGUACUCCAAGGAGGCUGGCUACACACCCGACUUCAACGCUCUUCUUCAGCACAUCGUCAGAGUCAACCCCGAGAAGGGUGCCGAGUUUGCAACUGCCUUGGCCAAGGAGGACGCCAACCUCAUCGACACAUCUCGUGUUCUCGACGUCUUCAUGGCUCAGGGCAUGAUCCAGCAGGCUACUGCAUUCGGUCUCGAUGUUCUGUCUGCAAACAGAGAAGAGGACGGUCCCCUCCAGACUCGCCUGAUUGAGAUGAAUUUGAUGAACGCUCCCCAGGUUGCUGACGCUAUCCUUGGUAACGAGAUGUUCACCCACUAUGAUCGUCCUCGCAUUGCCACACUUUGCGAGCAGGCUGGCCUGUACACAAGAGCUCUGGAACACUAUGAGGAUCCUGCUGCCAUCAAGCGUGUCAUUGUCCAGUCUGACAAGAUUCCUGAGGAGUUCUUGGUCAACUUCUUCGGCAAGCUCACUCGAGCUGUCGAUGGAGUGCAUGGACGAGAUGCUGAAGGUCAACAUCCGCCAAAACCUUGCCGCCGUCAUCAAUAUCUCAAAGAAGUACUCUGA